Molecule: messenger RNA, 736 nt
Organism: Helianthus annuus (common sunflower)
Lineage: Eukaryota; Viridiplantae; Streptophyta; Magnoliopsida; Asterales; Asteraceae
Exons: 3
Coding region: 12-518 (168 amino acids)
Biological process (GO): NADH dehydrogenase complex (plastoquinone) assembly
Source: RefSeq, a predicted model, not a curated record
UCGAAAGCCAAAUGAACCCCAAGUUCAGCCAACCGCUCAAUUUCCAUUUCCUCAUCGAAAACCUUCCACACCAUCAUCAUCAUUCAUCAAUGGCGUCUUCUUCAUCUCUUCACAUUUCAGCAACGCUACCACUCUCUUCACCUUCCAAUGCCCAACAACUUUUCCCCCUCACUCACAUCUCGUCGGUUGGAUUUUCCGAUAAAAACAAGUGGCAGGGGGGCAUCCGAAGUAAUCAGAGCUCUGUUGGUAGAAUUAUAUCUGAAUCAAAAGAGCCACCAAAUGUUUCUGAUUCGCUACAAAUAGGAUCGCCAAUUAUCAUAGUUGAAGCUCCUAAAAUGUUGAAGACAGCCGCUUCUGUUCCUUGCCUUAGGGUUAAUUCUGGUUUAGUCAAAGCCGGUGAUGUUGGCAGGAUUAUGUCAAGGAAGCCCAAGGAUGUAUGGGCCGUUCGACUGACAAUUGGUACUUAUCUCAUAGAUGGAAAGUACUUCAAGCCGUUGCAGUUAGAAGCUGAUAACUAAUCAUUUCUUCUGUAAGUAUCUCAUAAUGUAUACAUUAAUCAUACACCACACCAUGGUGCUAGACUGACAAUCUAUAUAAAAUUAUUAAGUCCAAUAGCACUAGACUAGUUUAAAAAGUAUGUAAUGCCUAACUCCAUAAAAGCAAGCACAUGGAGAUGGACCCAUCCUAGAUUAUCUUGUUCCUUUUAAUCUUAUAAGAGAAACAAAAUGCUUUUUUA